GGGCCCAGGGGAAGCUUUCAGACUCCCCUCACUGGCCCCUGCCGCCUGGGAGCCAGGCGUGGACACGGUGCCACUUGGGACACCCAGCCAUCACAAGGCCCAGGCCUAGGGGGCAGGGAGGGCAGUAUUGGGUAAAUGGGUCAGCAUGGCCAGGCAGACACUGCUGCCCCCCAUUCAGAAGUACAAGAAAGGUAUGUGUAGAGACACCACCCAGAGCCGGGCCUGGGACUGUCUGUAGGGAAUGAUGGGACUUGAGGGCCAUGGGCCAGGCCACAUCACGGGCGUGCGAUGAGCACACAUGUACCCUUAGAGUCAUGCUUGGGCACGCACCCUACUCCUUCUUGCUGCUUCCUCUUGGCUUUGAAGACACUGUUAGCCAGUACUUGUCAGUUACUUCCUCCCGAGCCAGAGAGGCAGAAAGGGCCUCUCCUAGUCCCAGACCAGGCCGGCACACUGUCACCCAUGGGCAAAAGAGCUUCUCUGAAUGCUGUCCCCAGGCGGGACAGAGGUGGGAAGGGGUCCAGGACUGAGUAAGUUGUUACUCUGCUACCCAGCACAUGCACUCCCGCAGGCAUGCACGCACCAGGUUGGUUCCUUAGGCCUUGGGACCUCAGGAAGGGAGGGAGCAGGAUAUGAGCCCAGGAAAAUCCCCAUCAGUGAUUGCUGUAAAGUUCAUCACUGGCCCUAGAUAAUUCUGUGAGGUCAAAGAGUUUCUCUUCCGCCUCCCUCUUCUGGUCCUGGGUUAGUACUGCCUUCCCCGCUCUAAUUAGUGGCACAAAAGACCCUACUUCUUGGGGAGGAAGCAGGGCCCUCCGUGACUGGAAUCGGGUAACACUUGGGGAAAGCUAAGUAGGCCUCAGCACUCUGGGACCUGCCUAGGGAUUCAUUCAUUCAUUCUACAAAUAUUUAUUGAGCAUGACUGUCUCCCUGGAGCCCCUCCCUGCCAAGGAGAGGUACAGUCUCAAGGAACCUCCAUGCUAAUGACCAGAGUAGGUGGUACCUGGAAACCUGAGAGAAGCUAGUAGAACAGGAGAGGCAUUAUACUCCACCUCCAUUUCAACCCACCACUUUGCUGAACUUGGUCUCAAACUGGUCUAUACUAUAACCAACCUAUUUGUUAGCUGAACUUGUGUUGUUGUUAGGUGCUGUCAAGUCAGUUCCGACUCAUAGCAACCCUGUGUACAACAGAACAAAACACUGCCAGGUCCUGUACCAUCCUCACAAUCAUUGUUAUGCUUGAGCCCAUUGUUGCAACCACUAUGUCAAUCUGUCUUAUUGAGGGUCUUCUCUUUUUUGCUGACCCUCUAUCAAGCAUGAUGUCCUUCUCUAGGGACUGGUCCCUUUGGAUAACAUGUCCAAAGUAUGUGAGACAACGUCUUGCCAUCCUUGCUUCUUUGGAGUAUCCUGGCUGUGCUUCUUCCAUGACAGAUUUGUUCAUUGUUCUGGCAGUCCAUGGUAUAUUCAAUAUACCAGACUUGUGAGCAUCUAAUUAAUGGUCACUUGGGGAGAACCUUCUAAUAGACAGGUUUUUCCUUACAUCCUACUUAAAUCCCUUUUCGUACAGAUCAUGUCAUCUAAUCGGGUCCUCAGUAUAGAUGGAAGUAAAACAGAUAACUCAGAAUCCAUCACUGCAGAAACUCUGUGCCCCACACCCACCUCCCACCAUUUAAUAUCUUGAUGGAACAAUGCCAACACCUGUGGCUUACUGCCUCCGAAGUACCAUUUCCCACUUUUCCAUUACCUGUGGCCCCUGUGGUCUCUCUAGGCUCUCUGUGCCCCUCACAUAUGGAGUGGCUCCCCUUUCCCUGGUGCCUUUAGCCAGUUAGGCCUCCUGGGUUGAGCCUCUGUCUUAGUCUUUAACCGGACUGACGCCCACCUCCCUCACCCCCACAGCAACAAAAGAAGCUGAGUAUUUCCAGUGAGGAUUCCAUGGGAGCUUGCAUACUUAAACUGUCCACUGUCUUUGGACCACAUUAUCCCAGCAUAAUCUUAAGCCCACUAUCAGCAGCACCUCUGGUUACACAGGACCAAUGGUAGAUUUCUUCCCCAGAAGCAUCUACUCUGGGAAUCUGAGCUAGCAGUGGAAGGUUCAGGGACCAGGUGAGGAGAGCAGCAGAAAUGACAGGGCCCCUGCCAUAGGAGGAAAGGAUGGGAGGCUGUGUUCCCCCAAGCACAUAGUGGAGGAUACUGGAAUGGGAGGAAGUGGUGACACUGUUGGGGGCAGGGGUGCCAGAAAGGUCAAAGGAGCAAUAGAGAAGUGGUCAGAAGGCAGAGGAAGAAGCAGAUGAGGGAGAUAUCAGCAGGGCCCACCUGCUCCCCAAAAAAGACUUGGGGAAAAGGAAAAGAUCUUGAGGUUAACUUAUUCUUACUAGAACUGCUCCAGGGGUCCUCAGCUGGGAUAGGGCAGGAGACCAGCACCAGCCCAGGGAAAGCUUUAUCUGUCUGUGACAGUCACCUUUUCUCGCCUUAUGUGUUGCCAUUUGCUGUCCCAGAAAACCCAUGAUGAAGCCAGAGGGAGGAGAAAGAAGAAUAAGUCCUCUGAGAAAAAGCCCAAGAAGUCAGGAUUGUUUUCCCUGGAGAAGUGAAGGCUUGAGGGAGAGACCAGAAGGGUUUUCCACCCUUCAAAUUAUUUUAGGAAGUGAGAUGGUCUUUGUCCAGUUGGGUUGAGAACAUUGAAUAUAGACCAAUAGGAAUGGCACAUCUGCCCAGCAUGGACUUAAGUUGGACACAAAGAACCUCUCAGGGAUGAAGGGCUAUGAGUUUUUGCAAGGUCCCCAGAACCCCCUUCUCUAAAAAACUUAGGGAAGCAGCUUUGUUUUCAGGCCUGGUGAGAGGUCCGCUAAGAAUUUGGCCUCAUUCCUCCUCUACUUCACGUCUGGAUGUCGGGGGAUGAGGAUAUGGAUGGGGCAGUGUGUCUCCAGCUUGACAGAAUCUUAGGAGGUGGCAAGCCCAGCACUUCCCCUUGAUGGCAAGAACAGGGGUAAGGCAGGAAGGGUGUGCAGGGGUCUUCCUUGCUUGGUCCUGUCAAGUUUCCCAGGCUCCUGAGCCCCCCGGUUGGCAUUCAGGUUCGUCCUGGGGCCUAGGGAGGAUCUCUUGCCCACUGAGAGUCUCUCUGAGCUUCAGGCUCUACCCCCUGGGGGAAGGAAGACAAUCUUCCCCUUGGUGGGGGGAUAUUAAACAAUGCCAGUCUAAGAACCUAGUUGCUGGGGUCUCAGCUUUGCCCCGACCCCAACAUGCUGCUGGUCUCCUCAGGCUUGAAAUGGAGGGAAGGGGGAGAGGGAGGAAGAUUUAAUGAUGCACAGAGCACUGGACUCAGAGCCAGAGAGGCUUGGUCCUAAUACUGCUUCCCAGCUGGCUAACCUUGGGAAAGUCACUGUCUAGCUCUGAGCCACUGGUUUCUCAUCUGUAAAGCAGGAGGGUUGAACUAGGUGAUUGCCAAGCCGUCUAGCUAGCCUACUAAAAAAACAAAACCUCAAGUAAUUGAAAUUGGUCCUUGAUGCAGCCUCCCUUUCUCUUUUCCAGGCCUCUGUCUUUCCUUUGAUACCCACACCCAACCUCUCUGGCCCCUUUUUGCUCUCAGCAGACACACAACUAAUCCAGAGAUUCCCAACCUUUCCAAAUUCCUGGUGCUCUUCCCUCGUGAUAGGAGUUUUGCCUUAGUACCCACUAGUUGAGAAAAUCCAGUCAGUAACUCUUUUAAAAAGGGUCACUUAGUACCUAGAUACAUUUAAAGACUGCAGCCCAUCUAGGAGAGAGAGAUUAUUCAUUCUCUUUGCAGUCAGCACUGGUCCUUUUAUGGAUUGCCAAACCUUCUACAUUUACUCUCUGGCCAGCCAGGGGCUCGAGGUUCUGAAGGCUGGAAACUACAGGCCCAGUCCUUACAGCUAUUGUCAAUAAGGCCUGACACCUGUCCCUAUCCCCAAAGUUGAGUUUUUAGGGGAUGCUAAGCCCCAGAUAAGGAGCCCUGUUGGCACAGUUGUUAAGGCUUUAGGUCAUCAGUUAAAACCCACCGGCCUUUUCAUGGGAGAAAGAUGUGGCAGUUUGCUUCUGUAAAGAUUAGCCUUGGAAACCCUCUGGGGCAGUUCUACUCUUACCCUGUAGGGUCUCUGUGAGUCAUCAUCAACUCAGCAGCAGUGGGUUUUUUGGUUUAUGGAUCGGGGAGAGCCACCCUCUACGUGCCUCCAGAGUGAAGAGUAAAUAAAUGAAGCCUUUUAAAAGUUGAUAGCUGCCCACCCAGAGGCCAGAGGCUGCCUGGGUACGUGGGGAGAUUGUGAGAGUUCUCUUUGAGGGGCCUAAAUAGGGGCGCUGUGCCUGUCACUGGUUCACACCAUGGCCCAUCUCAGAUGACCUCCGUGGGGUGGUGGUUCCUAACCCUGGCUAAGCAUCAGAGUCACCCCAGCAGGUUGUGGAAAAUACAGACACUUGGACCCCGCCCCUGGAAACUCUGAGUCAGUAGGCCUGGGCGGACCAGCAUAUUUCAGUUUCACCAGCUCCCCAGGUGAUUCCGAUACCCAGCCUGUGUUAAGAGCCAAUAUUGCUUAGAGAUCAAGAACAGGGCUUUGGAGUCAGACCUUGGCAAAAUCCUUGACCUCUCUCAGCCUUGAUUUCCUCAUCUGUGAAAUGAGGAUAAUGAGGGGCCUUGCCUCAGGGCUGAGGAUUGAUUGAGAUCAGCAGGUGAGCUCCUGCUCAUCACUGGUCUCCACCCUUGCCAUUUCCUUUCCAACAUGGCUCCUCCCCUGGUCACACCCUCACCUCCCCCUCCCUCCCCACCACUGCACCACAGGAAGCCUGGGAGUCUGAGGUUGGCCCAGCUCUCUGGGGAGAGGCCCUGAGCCCUGAGUGUCUGGAGCCUUUAAUUCUGCCCUUAUCCUGACACCUGACAACUCACAGGGGUCAGAGCCUCUCCCUUGGGCUCUUCAGAAUCCAUAGUCAAAAGGCUCAGGUGAGAGAAAUGAGCUAAGUAGGUCUUUGAGGACAGUGUGGACAAGUGAGCCAAAAAAGGUAAGGAGCCCCUCAAAUAACUGAAAAGCUCCUAUGUGGCAGGUUCUAUUCUGGGAUGAAGGUGAGGUCCCUUAACACCCUUUUUUAGAGAGAUGAAAACUGAGCCCCUGGGGAGUUAAUUUGCUUGAAGAAAUUCAGUCCAUGUCUGUCUGACUUUGAUUUUUUUUUUUUUUUCCUACUUCUUCUGAAAAAGGGUUUAACUUCACUCAACACAUGUGAGUGUCCAUGUAUGCCAGGCCCAGUGAUAGAGCAGUGAACAAAACAGACAAAAAUCCCCACCCUUGUGGUGCUGGCAUUCUAGUCAGAGAGAUGGUAGAUGAAUAAAUAAAAUGUGUGGUGUAAUGGAAGAUGAUACACGACAUUGAAGAAAGUAAAGCAGAAACGGAGAUAGAGAGUAUGUAUGUGGGGAAGCAAGGGAGUUAUGAUUUAAAGAAGAUGGUCAGGGAAGGCCUUCCUAAGAAAGUGACACUGAGUAAAGACCAGGAGGAGAGAGUGAGCCAUGCAGUGACCUGGGUGAAGAAUGUUCCAGGCUGAGGGAACAGCAAGUGCACAGGCCCUGAGGCAAGGAGUAUGCCUGGCCUGUUUGAGGAACAUCAAAGAGGCCACACUGGCUGGAAAGGAGUGAGCAAAAGAGAUGAGAUCAAAGAAGGUACAGCAGGUCAGUUCACAUGGGCCCAGACACUUCUGGAAGGACUCAACCUUUUACUCUAAGAAUGAUGGGAAGCCACUGGAGCAUUUAGGCUAGAUUUGAGAAGCUCAUCAAAAACAUUCAGCAUGUGGGGGACACUGUACUGAGCUCCGGAGUCAGGGUUGGGAUUCAAGGCCAUCCUGCCCUCAAGGAAUGUAGAAUACCAGAAGUGGUCACACAAACAGAAAGGCGGAAGAAUAUCAUGACAGAGCAACUUAAUAAUGGCAUAUUAAUAACAGUGGCUAAUGCCACCCUUUGUCUUUCAUCUCUGUUGUUUAAAAAUUUUGUCAUAAAAGCAAUAUAUGCUGCUUGUUAGAAAAAGAUCAGCAUGCAGGAGAAUAUAAUUUUAAAGAGGAUGAAAUCUAUUAUAAAAGUAAAUUAUGUACCUGGCUGAAACAGUCAAAGAAUAGAGAAGAAUAUAAUGUUAAGGAAGUUGAAAUUCCCUCCCGCGUGCUCCGCUUCUCUCCCUGGGGAAUGAUCGCUUUUUUGUAUGUAGGAAUAAACAUAUUAGGUUGAACCAUAUGAGAUUGCUGACCUACUAAAAUAAAUUUCAUAUGGUUCAACCUAACCUUUACAACAUACUUAUUUUACAGGCAUUUUUUUCUGCAGCUUGCUUUUUUUCACCUGCCAGUAUAUUGUGUAUAUAUUUCCAUGUUUGUUCAUGCAGAUAAUAAAAAUAGUUCACAAAUUUUAUCAAGCAGUGCACUAUGCACCAGGUACCAUGCUAAGCACUUCACUCAAAACAACCCGGUGGAGCAGGCACUAUUAUUAUUAUCCUCCUGGAGGAGAAGACUGAGGUCUUGGAGAAAUUAAAUCACUUGCCCAUGAACACACAAGUGGCAGAACUAUUAUCUUUCCAAUCACACAUAGUGGCUUAUGACAUGGUGCACCCUAAUUCUGAAACCAUUCCAUAUUGAAGAAGUCUCAGGUUGCCUCCAAUUCUUCAUAUUAUAAACGAUACUACGAUGAACACCUUUAUACAGGCAGCCUUGUUCCCUUGAGCAUCUGUAGCUGCUUAGAAAUGCUGGGGCAAAGGUCAUGCCCAAUUUAAAGUUUGAGAGAGUCUUGCCCUCCAGAAAGACUGUACCAGUUGAUACCUCACCAGUAGGGCAUUAGAGUCUCCACUUCUUCACCACCUCCUCAGCACUUGGCAUUGUUAGUCUUUUGCAUCUUUGUCAAUCUGUUAGGUAAAAAAUAGUACUUUCCUUACAGGAAGGGAACUAACAUUUGCUCUGUGCAGACCCAAGUCUGGAACUCCAUAUAUCUCAUCUCACUCCAUCCUCACAGCCUCUGGAUGGCAGGUGCUGUCCCACAACCUGUACACAGUUCUGCACAUCCCCCAUGACCCCGUGGCCCUGGAGGAGCACUUCCGAGAUGACGACGAUGGUCCCGUGUCCAGCCAGGGCUACAUGCCCUACCUCAACAAGUACAUCCUGGACAAGGCCUGGUGGCAGGUGGAGGAGGGGGCUUUUGUUAAGGAGCACUUUGAUGAGCUCUGCUGGACCCUGACGGCCAAGAAGAACUAUUGGUUGGACAGCAACGGGACCAGCCUGCUGUCCAAUCAGGAUGCCUUCCGCCUCUGGUGCCUCUUCAACUUCCUAUCUGAGGACAAGUACCCUCUGAUCAUGGUUCCCGAUGAGGUGGAAUACCUACUGAAGAAGGUGCUCAGCAGCAUGAGCUUGGAGGUGGGCUUGGGUGAGCUGGAGGAGCUGCUAGCCCAGGAGGCCCAGGCAGCCCAGACCACCGGAGGGCUCAGUGUCUGGCAGUUCCUGGAGCUCUUCAACUCAGGCCGCUGCCUGCGGGGCGUGGGGCGGGACACCCUCAGCAUGGCCAUCCAUGAGGUCUACCAGGAGCUCAUCCAGGAUGUCCUGAAGCAGGGCUACCUGUGGAAACGAGGGCACCUGAGGAGGAACUGGGCAGAACGCUGGUUCCAGCUGCAGCCCAGCUGUCUCUGCUACUUUGCGAGUGAAGAGUGCAAGGAGAAAAGGGGCACUAUCCCGCUGGACCAGCACUGCUGCGUGGAGGUGCUGCCCGACCGCGAAGGGAAGCGCUGCAUGUUCUGCGUGAAGACUGCCUCCCGCACGUAUGAGAUGAGCGCCUCCGACACGCGCCAGCGCCAGGAGUGGACGGCUGCCAUCCAGACCGCAAUCCGGCUGCAGGCCGAGGGGAAGACAUCGUUGCACAAGGACCUGAAGCAGAAGCGGCGCGAGCAGCGGGAGCAACGGGAGCGACGCCGGGCAGCCAAGGAGGAGGAGCUGCUGCGGCUGCAGCAGCUGCAGGAGGAGAAGGAACGGAAGCUGCAGGAGCUGGAGCUGCUGCAGGAGGCGCAGCGGCAGGCUGAGCGCCUGCUGCAGGAGGAGGAGGAACGGCGCCGCAGCCAGCACCGCGAGCUGCAGCAGGCGCUCGAGUGCCAAUUGCGUGAAGCGGAGCAGGCCCGGGCCUCCAUGCAGGCUGAGAUGGAGCUAAAGAAGGAGGAGGCUGCCCGGCAGAGGCAGCGCAUUGAAGAGCUGGAGGAGAUGCAGCAGCGGCUACAGGAGGCCCUGCAACUGGAGGUGAAAGCUCGGCGGGACGAGGAGGCGGUGCGCCUUGCCCAGACCAGACUGCUGGAGGAGGAGGAGGAGAAACUGAAGCAGUUGCUGCAGCUGAAGGAGGAGCAGGAGCGCUACAUCGAGAGGGCACAGCAGGAGAAGCAAGAGCUGCAGCAGGAGAUGGCACAACAGAGCCGCUCCCUGCAGGAAGCCCAGGAACAACUAGAAGAGGUGCGGCAGAACCGGCAGCGGGCGGAUGAGGACGUGGAGGCUGCCCAACGGAAGUUGCGCCAGGCCAGCACCAACGUGAAACACUGGAACGUCCAGAUGAACCGGCUCAUGCAUCCAAUUGCGCCCGGAGACAAGCGUCCCACCAGCAGCAGCUCCUUCACAGGCUUCCAGGCCCCUCUGCUUGCCCGCCGUGACUCUUCCCUAAAGCGUCUGACCCGCUGGGGAUCCCAGGGCAAUAGGACCCCUUCGCCCAUCAGCAGUGAGCGGCAGAAGUCCCUCAACGGUGGAGAUGAACCUUCCAUCCCGACUUCCACCCCUCAGGAAGAUAAACUGGACCCUCCCAUCCUGGCUUCCACCCCGCAGGAAGAUAAACUGGACCCAGCACCAGAAAAUUAGCCUCUGCUAGACCUUCGUUCCCCACAGUCUCAUGCCCACUAGAACCCGGCCACAGCUGGCCUGUGGGUGACUCUGGCCCCUGCUGGUGCCAGGGGCCCAGGCCCUCUAAUCAUGAAACAGUCCAGGACGAAGCCUGGUUCAUCUUUCGCUCCAGCCCCAGGCCCCAGACCCCAGACUACUGAGGCUGUCUGGGAUGUUGAUCCUUGAGAACUUGGCCAUGUGCCUUAGCCCCAAGGACCCAAUGACCUGGUCUGGGAGUGAAAAAAGCAGGAGAAGCCAUCUGCCCCCAGGCUGCCACCAAGUUAUGGAGGCACAUUUCUAAAUAAAAACUGCUCUUGAAAAGAAGUAUUGGUUCAGGUCUGCUGUCCAUCUCUUCUGCCGUUCCCUCCCUCCCUCAAGUCCAGUUAUAGGUAUUCACAAGGGCGGAUUAACCAGUAAGCAAGGUGCACAGGGGCUUACUUGUGUUUACUUACUAAUCUGUGGUGCACAGUUUUACAUGGGUUAAAAAAAAAAAACAGGUGAAA
Loxodonta africana (African savanna elephant) is the source of this 9368-nucleotide messenger RNA. RefSeq names its product DEF6 guanine nucleotide exchange factor (gene DEF6). The transcript is spliced from 11 exons. The coding region runs from base 7099 to 8844 and encodes 581 amino acids. NCBI's taxonomy places the organism in Eukaryota, Metazoa, Chordata, Mammalia, Proboscidea, Elephantidae. The record is from RefSeq and is a predicted model, not a curated record. Gene Ontology annotation, cellular component: nucleus; cytoplasm.